GCGAACGCCCUGACUUUCCGGGAACGCUUGGGGACAGCCAAUCAGGUUGACUCCCUGCUACGUUAGCACUUCUCGCCCAAAACAACAGCCCUUCGCCAGUCGCUUUUGGUUUUCCUGUUAGCAUUCGCAGCAUAGCCACCGUUUAGAGCGUAAAAUGAUUAAUUAAUAAAAGCGUUUAUUUUGUCGUUGAUGUUAUCUUUGUUUCGGCGUUAGUGUGCCGGGAAGGCAAAGUUAAUCGGAGCUGCUGUCGCGCCGUUAGCUGCCAAGCUGCUAGCUAGCCGUAGCCAACAUCGGCGAUCCAGCAGGGAAAGAUGGGGUCCAUCCUGAGUCGCAGAAUCGCUGGCGUUGAGGAUAUCGAUAUCCAGGCCAACUCAGCCUAUCGAUUUCCACCCAAAUCUGGGAAUUAUUUUGCGAGCCACUUCUUCAUGGGAGGAGAGAAAUUUGACACACCACAUCCAGAGGGAUACCUUUUCGGAGAAAACAUGGACCUGAAUUUUCUUGGAAAUAGGCCAGUGCAGUUUCCAUAUGUGACACCUGCACCCCACGAGCCUGUGAAAACCCUGAGGAGUCUGGUCAACAUUAGAAAGGACUCUUUGCGUUUGGUCAGGUAUAAAGAUGACUCUGACACACCAGUGGAGGAGGGUGGAAAACCAAAGGUUCAGUAUGGUGUGGAGUUCACCUUUGAUGCUGAUGCUCGGGUGGCCAUCACCCUUUACUGCCAGGCGUUCGAGGAGUUCUCCAACGGGAUGGCAGUGUACAGCCCAAAGGAUCCCUCAAUGGUCUCUGAAACUGUGCAUUACAAGCGAGGGGUGAGCCAACAUUUCUCCAUGCCAUCCUUCAAAAUAGAUUUCAGCGAGUGGAAAGAGGAAGAUCUGAACUUUGACCUUGAUCGAGGAGUGUUUCCCGUGGUUAUCCAGGCCGUGGUUGAUGAAGGAGACGAUUGCCUUGGACAUGCUCAUGUCCUUUUGGCAGCCUUUGAAAGACAUGUUGAUGGCAGUUUCUCUGUCAAACCCCUGAAGCAGAAACAAAUUGUGGACCGUGUGAGCUACCUCUUACAGGAGAUCUAUGGGAUUGAAAACAAAAACAACCAAGAAACCAAGCCAUCCGACGAUGAGAACAGUGACAACAGCAAUGAGUGUGUUGUCUGUCUGUCAGAUCUGCGAGACACACUCAUCCUGCCCUGCAGACAUCUGUGUCUCUGCAACUCCUGCGCAGACACUCUUCGUUACCAGGCCAACAACUGUCCGAUCUGCAGGCUGCCCUUUAGAGCCCUCCUGCAAAUCAGAGCUGUGAGGAAAAAGCCUGGAGCUCUUUCUCCCGUGUCCUUCAGCCCUGUCCUGGCUCAGACUAUGGACCAUGACGAGCACUCAAGCUCGGACUCGGUUCCUCCCGGCUUUGAGCCCAUCUCACUGUUAGAGGCUCUGAAUGGUCUGCGGUCAGUGUCUCCUGCCAUCCCAUCUGCCCCCCUGUAUGACGAAAUCAACUUCUCAGGGGGUCUGGGUGGUGACGGCAGACAGCUGAGCUCCCCAGAGCAUUUAAGUGAUGGGAGUCUGCAGAAAAGCAAAGUCAGCAAGUCACCGGACAGCACCCUUAGGUCUCCGUCCUCUCCCAUUCAGGAGGAGGAUGAGGAGAAGCUGUCGGAGAUGUCUGAUGCUCAGCCACACACGCUGCUGUCCAGCAGCCCCGCACCUACGGAUGCCACAGCAACCGAGGAUGUGGCAGAGUCCCUGUCUCCAGAUGAUGAGGACAGGAUGCAUUCUGGAGGAGACAUCCUGCAGGACUGCAGCAGUGAACACAGCAGCUUGACCAAAACAGAGAGUGACCCACCAGGCGACCUGUCUCUGCCAGGGUCAUCAGAGUCAACAGAAAGCCUGAAAAGUCAGAGCACAAACUGCUCCAGUCAGCCUCUCCUGUCUCCCACGAGCAGCCUUCACAUGGAAGAUGAGCAUCUCAAUCCCUGACUCGGAUCCAGCCUUUUCCCUCUCAUCCAUCAGAACAGAUUUAUACUUUACAAAGAUCAUCCAGUCUCUCUGUUCCUUUUACCCCACCCCAGCCCAGUUUUCUGCUUCUGUGAUCAGAGUCGAGAAAGGCCCUGAAAGGAAGUUCACCAGGACGAGGGAGGACUCUGUUUAACCCAUCGUUGUCUCCGAAAUUUGAAAAGAAAUCUGACAAAUGCAGAGAUGCUCUCGGUACCUUUCUAAAUGAAUGAUGUUUAAAAGAGAUAUUUUUUCCCUUUGAAUACAUUUCAUUAACUUUCA
Xiphias gladius (swordfish) is the source of this 2258-nucleotide messenger RNA. RefSeq names its product mahogunin, ring finger 1b (gene mgrn1b). Gene Ontology annotation, biological process: endosome to lysosome transport; negative regulation of G protein-coupled receptor signaling pathway; protein ubiquitination. The record is from RefSeq and is a predicted model, not a curated record. Lineage: Eukaryota; Metazoa; Chordata; Actinopteri; Istiophoriformes; Xiphiidae. The coding region runs from base 312 to 1961 and encodes 549 amino acids. Gene Ontology annotation, cellular component: cytoplasm; early endosome; plasma membrane. The transcript is spliced from 16 exons. Gene Ontology annotation, molecular function: ubiquitin protein ligase activity.